Molecule: messenger RNA, 5502 nt
Organism: Ixodes scapularis (black-legged tick)
Lineage: Eukaryota; Metazoa; Arthropoda; Arachnida; Ixodida; Ixodidae
Gene: Usp7
Product: ubiquitin carboxyl-terminal hydrolase 7
Exons: 28
Coding region: 40-3792 (1250 amino acids)
Biological process (GO): protein deubiquitination; regulation of protein stability
Cellular component (GO): cytosol; nucleus
Molecular function (GO): protein binding; cysteine-type deubiquitinase activity; cysteine-type endopeptidase activity
Source: RefSeq, a predicted model, not a curated record
CGCGAAUCCACCAUAGCCGCGGCCAUCUUGUUUAUUUUCAUGCUCCGUGCCGCCGCGAUCGUGAGUCUCGGCGUCCCCUGCAAAGUCCGUUUUGUCGUCGCAUGGUUUCCCCUGUCCGGGGGGCUGACACCAGCAGACAUUGGGCGAAUCGCGAGCAAGCACGUCAAAGUGACAGUGUCCGGCAAAAACCCCCUGGCCGCAGGCAAAGAACGCUCCAACAGCUCUGCCCGAUCUAAGCGCAACGCCGCCACCCGUGACACCACAGCUGCCGUCGGACUUAUAAUGAACCACGCUGUUCUUCAUGACAAGGACAGCGGUCAGGCAGACUUGGAGGAAAUGGAUACACAAGAAGGUGACGAAAACGUGGCCCCUCCACCGUCGCAGCAGCAGCAGCAGCCGCCACAGCCGACCCAGCAGGCCCAGCCCCUGCACCACCCGCCGCCCCCUCCCCCGCCCGAGACGGGCGGGCGGGAGCGCUUUGCCAACGGCGUGUCCCCCGCGGUGGGUGACGUGCACAGCCCGCCCCCUCCCGCCCCUCCCGCCUGCGACGAGCCCAUGGCGCCGGCCCCGCCCCCCGCCGCCGACGCGGGCGCGCUGACGAAGGUGCCGGCGGCAGCGGCGGCGCCGGAUGGCCUCGACGAGCCCAUGGAGGAGGAGGACGAGGCCCGGUCAGAGGCCACCUUCCGCUUUGUGGUGACGGGCUUCUCGAGACUGCGGGAGUCAGUGCUCAGUCCGGCCACCCAAGUGCGCAACCUCCCCUGGAAAAUCAUGGUGAUGCCGCGCACGAAUGCGGGCAACGACCGGACGCCAACCAAAAGUCUGGGCUUCUUCCUACAAUGCAACGGCGAGUCGGAGUCCUCGACGUGGUCAUGCAACGCGACGGCAGAGCUUCGCAUCAUCAGCCAGAAGGAGGGCGUCGACAACUUCGUAAGAAAAAUCCAGCACCUAUUCUAUAGCAAGGAGAACGACUGGGGAUUCAGUCACUUCAUGACGUGGACGGACGUUCUCGAUCCGGAGAAAGGGUUCAUUCUGGACGACACCAUCAUCCUGGAGGUGUGGGUGUCGGCGGACGCGCCUCACGGGGUCAGCUGGGACUCCAAAAAGCACACGGGCUACGUGGGCCUGAAGAACCAGGGUGCCACGUGCUACAUGAACUCCCUCCUGCAGACACUCUUCUUCACGAAUCAGCUCCGCAAGGCGGUGUACCAGAUGCCGACGGAGAGCGACGACUCGUCCAAGAGCGUGGCGCUGGCGCUACAGCGGGUCUUCUACGAGCUGCAGUUCUCGGACAAGCCCGUGGGCACCAAGAAGCUCACGAAGUCCUUCGGCUGGGAGACGCUCGACUCUUUUAUGCAGCACGACGUCCAGGAGCUGUGUAGAGUGCUGCUGGACAACAUGGAGAGCAAGAUGAAGGGCACCUGCGUGGAGGGCACCAUCCCACGGCUCUUUGAGGGCAAGAUGAUCUCGUUCAUCAAGUGCAAGCACGUGGAGUACACCUCCAGGCGCAUGGAGCCCUUCUACGACAUCCAGCUCAAUGUCAAGGGCAAGAAGAACAUCCACGAGUCCUUCCAGGACUACUGCGCCACGGAGAGCCUGGACGGGGAGAACAAGUACGACGCAGGGGAGUACGGGCUGCAGGAGGCGGAGAAAGGCAUCAUUUUCGCCUGCCUGCCCCCCGUGGUGCACCUGCACCUGCUGCGCUUCCAGUACGACCCCCUCACGGACAACAACGUCAAGCUCAACGACCGCUUUGAGUUUCCCGAGAAGCUCAACCUCUCAGACUUUCUCCACGAGAAGGGCCCGAGCCCGGCGACGUACACCCUGCACGCGGUGCUGGUGCACUCCGGGGACAACCACGGGGGCCACUACGUGGUGUUCAUCAACCCCCGGGGGGACGGACGCUGGUGCAAGUUCGACGACGACGUGGUCUCGCGUUGCACCAAGCAGGAGGCCAUCGACCACAACUUCGGGGGCACGGAGGACGACGUGGCCGUCAGCCGCCACUGCACCAAUGCCUACAUGCUGGUGUACAUCAGGGACAGCGCCAUCAACGAGGUCCUGCAGUCGGUGACGGAAAACGACAUCCCCGAGCAGCUGGUCGAGAGGCUUCAGGAGGAAAAGCGCCAGGAGGCCCUGCGGCGCAAGGAGCGCAACGAGGCGCACCUGUACAUGAGCGUGCAGGUGCUGACGGAGGAUAGCUUUGCGGGCCACCAGGGCAACGACCUGUACGACCCGGAGAAGGCCUCUUACCGCUCCUUCAAGGUAAAGAAGCAAGCCACCCUGCGGGACCUGCUGGACCUGAUUGCGGACCAGAUGCGCUUCCCCCUGCACGCCAUCCGGCCCUGGUCCAUCACCUACCGCUCCAACCAAACCUUCCGGCCGGCCGCCGUGGACCUGGACGCAGACCUCAACAAGACGGUGAUUGACCUGUCCGAGAAUGCCAACCCCUGGACGAUCUUCCUGGAGACGAUCGUGCCGGACCAGCCAAUGGACCGGUUGCCGGAGUUCGACAAAGAGACGGACGUGCUGCUCUUCUUCAAGAUGUACGAUCCGAGGCUGAAACAGAUCGCCUACUGCGGCCACACCUACAUGCCCAUCACCGUCAAGGCCAAGGAGCUGGUGCCGCUGCUCAACAAGAGGGCGGGGUUUCCUCCUGACACGGAGCUGGUGCUCUACGAGGAGGUGAAGCCAAACAUUGUGGACCGCAUUGAGGACCUGGAGCUGCCCCUGGAGAAGGUCCUGGAGGAGCUGAUGGACGGAGACAUAAUCGUCUUUCAGAAGCUGGACCACAAUGCGGACGAGUACGAGCUGCCCACCGUCAAGGACUACUUCAGAGACCUCUUCUACAGGGUGGAGGUGACCUUCUGUGAUAAAUCUAUUGCCAAUGACCCCGGCUUCACGAUGGAGCUUUCUCUCAAGAUGAACUAUGACCAGAUCGCCAGGGCGGUGGCGCAACGGCUAGGCACAGACCCUUAUUUAUUACAAUUUUUCAAAGUUCAGAGUUACCGAGAGGGUCCCGGUAACCCUCUGAGGUGUACAUACGAGGGGACGCUCAAGGACCUCCUGGUAUUCUUCAAGCCCAGGCAGCCCAAGAAGAUCUAUUACCAGCAGCUGAGCAUACGGAUAAACGAGCUAGAAAGCAAGAAGCAGUUCAAGUGCGUCUGGGUCAACAGCAAGUUCAAGGAAGAGAAGGAGCUUGUGCUGUACCCGAACAAGAAUGGCUGCGUGAGCGACCUCCUGGAUGAGGCACGCAAGCAGGUGGAGCUCUCGGACGACGGCACAGGUUCUGGCAGGCUACGACUGAUGGAGGUGAUCAGCUACAAGAUCUUCUCGGUGCCCAAGGAGGACGUGCAGCUGGACACACUGAACCAGGCCAACUCGAAGACCUACCGGGUGGAGGAGAUCCCCCGGGAAGACCUGCAGACGGCGGACGACGAGAUCCUGGUGCCAUGCGCCCACUUCCAGAAAGAGAUCUUCUCUACCUUCGGGGUUCCCUUCUUCCUCAAGAUGAAGCACCGGGAACCCUUCACGAAGGUCAAGGACAGGAUUCAGAAGAAGCUGGACAUCCCUGACAAGGAGUUCGAAAAGUACAAGUUCGCCAUUGUCGUAAUGGGGCGGGCGCAGUUCAUCGAGGAUGCAGACUACGUGGUGAACCUGCAAGACUUCAUGGCGCAACCUCCUCAAGGUGCGGCGAUGCACCCCCGUCCCUGGCUGGGCAUCGAACACAUCAACAAGGCGCCCAAGAGGUCCCGCUACAACUACCUGGAGAAGGCCAUCAAGAUCCACAACUGAGGAACCGGGGCCACUCCGUGGGCAGGGCCCCCCCCCCACAGUUGCGGCGAGACGGAUCCGCGGCCUGCGCAAGACCGGCCGCCGCGGCCAUCGUGCUGGCAGCUUUGCGCCACUUACAAGCUGGGUCGAAGCGCCUCAGAAGCGGCCUCCCCUCGUCCCCCGUCCUGCUGCAAGUGGCGACCGGCGAGAGAGAGAAAGCCCUCCCGCCGCCGCUCCAAGAAGAAAAGGAGCAGUCACGUGCACGCUUCUGCGCCGGCCGCCCCUUCUACCCCCGACCUACUGCAGACGUCGUCCCCCCCUUCCCCGACUAUCGCUACCUACCCCUUGGCAGCACGCCCCCUCACUCUCCCGGCUGUGAAAACGUCGCCAGCGCGUGGUGCUCUCACGGCCUCCCCUCUGCCUCUGUCUGCGGCUACCUUCUUUUGAUUUUUGCGACUAUUACAUGUUUUUUUUUUUCUAACACUCCUCGAUUUUUCUUUUUUUAAGUGUGUUUUUUUUUAUGAGACAAGUUCUUUUGUGGGAACUCCAGACAUGGCCGCGAACUGGACGCAGUCUAGCAGACGGACGACGUAGGGGAGCUUAGUUGCAGACGACCUGAGAGUGUAUGCCAUCUUGUUUUGCUUUGUGUCGAGUUUUUCUUUUUUUAAUAUAAUUUUUUCCUAACACCUUUCUUUUUUUAUUUUUAUUUUUGGGAGCUUGCAGCUUUGGGUGGGGUCUAAAUUUUGUGUUUGGCCGCUUGUGGGGUGGGGUGGAGGGGGGGUGCCGGGGCCUUGCUGUUUGCGAGGGGGCCGAAGGACAGCGACGAGCAGACGACGACGACGGAUGAAACUAAGUGGACAAGUCUUGUGUAAAGUUUCUCCUUCUCUUCUUUUUUUUUUUUUUUUUUUGUUGCUUUCUUUCUUGCAUCCAAGGACAGAAAAAGCUUUGACUGGUGACGUCGAAGCAAAUGCACGUCUGUUUCUUGGAAAUUAAACGGUGAAAAGUAAAGAGGAAUCCAAGGAAUGCAACAAAUGCAAUUCUAUGCGAUGGUUGAAGUAGCGCAUUUAUGGCCUUCCCGCGUUUUAUAAGCCGAUGUACUUUUUAUUUUCUACCGGCUACUUUGUUUUUCUAGGAGACCUCAAAAACAAUCCGUGUUGAGCUUCGGUCUCUUUUCGAUGCUGAAAUAGUGUUACAGUCUCCCCGCGGUUACGUUCCUGGUUGACUGUCAUUUCGAGCGCUUUUUCGGUCUCUUUUUUCUAGCCCUUGUAUAUGGUGCAUUAUUUCUCGAUCAUGCUGUGUUGAUUGCCCCCAAUUUCUUUUUUUUCUUUUUCGGCGUCGUCUGUUGCGUCGGCGGAGAUCGUCUGCUUCGAACACGGGCGGCCAUUUUGUUUGGGGCUAGCAGCGGCCAUCUUCAAAAUGGAUUGAAGGCAUACUUGAGUUUCUUUCCUUUGUACCCUGUUUGGGUAGAAUUCUCAACUCUAGAGCUUUUUCUCUUUGUGCGUGUACAGAACAACCUGAGAAGGUGUACGUGGAGAGCGCAGUCAGCUGCAUUGCGUGCCGAUGUGUGUGUGUGUGUGUGUGGGUGAAUGUGUGUGCACGUGCGACUAGCGGCUCAUUAUGCUUGACGAGAACUCUUAAGGACGUUUUUUGCCACGAGCCUACCGGAGGUAAUAGUAAUUUCAUGAGUGUUGUGGAACCAGUUUUUUUGGAGAAUAAACAGAUUAAAUUGUA